Molecule: messenger RNA, 648 nt
Organism: Chaetura pelagica (chimney swift)
Lineage: Eukaryota; Metazoa; Chordata; Aves; Apodiformes; Apodidae
Gene: ITPA
Product: inosine triphosphatase (nucleoside triphosphate pyrophosphatase)
Exons: 6
Coding region: 1-648 (215 amino acids)
Biological process (GO): nucleoside triphosphate catabolic process
Cellular component (GO): cytoplasm
Molecular function (GO): nucleoside triphosphate diphosphatase activity
Source: RefSeq, a predicted model, not a curated record
AUGAAGCCCCAUCGCUCCCACGUAGGAAACCCGGUGCGAGAAAGCGCGAAGCUGUGCCCAGGGGGGAGGGAGCGAAGAGCAGCAGCGCCGGGAGCGCGAUCUCCUGCCCGGUUCCCCCACCCACGUGUCGUUCCGAGUCACGGAGGGCAGGGAGAGGGACCGCGCGGCCAGGGCAGUAACCCGGGAGGCAGGGACGGGAGCGGCGCCCGCAGCGGGCGGUACCCGGGGCGGUGGCGAAGAGGCCCCGGCGCCUCCUCAGCGCCGGCCCCUGUGUCCGCAGUGCCCGAGUACCAGGGGGAGCCGGACGAGAUCUCGGUGCAGAAGUGCCGCGAAGCCGCCCGGCAGGUUCAGGGACCUGUUAUAGUAGAGGAUACCUGCUUGUGCUUCAAUGCCCUGGGGGGGCUUCCAGGACCAUACAUAAAAUGGUUCCUGGAAAAACUGAAACCAGAAGGCCUCUACAAGCUGCUGGCUGGGUUUGAAGACAAAUCUGCCUACGCUCUCUGUACCUUUGCAUUCAGUACUGGAAACCCAGAGGAGCCCGUGAAGCUCUUCAAAGGCCAGACUCAUGGGCUGAUAGUGGAGCCCAGAGGCCCUCGAGAUUUUGGCUGGGAUCCCUGCUUUCAGCCAGACGGCUACAGCCAGACGUAA